AUGGCGGCAAGGUUAGUUUUUUUGAAAAUUGUUUUGCUGUGUACAUUUGCAACUCUGACGAGGACACAAAGUAACAGAACUGUCUUUUCACCAUCUUCAUCCUCAGGUAACUCACACGAAAGCGUUUUGGAUCGGUGUUUUCAAAAUGCGCGAGUUUGUGAUGCGUGAUUUCUGUUCCUGCAUGAGCAUGUCAACUCACAGACAAACAUAUGCAUUUGUCUUGUUAUGUACGUGUGGAAUUUACAGAAACUGGUCGUUUAGCCAAUGGUCAUUUCGCAAACGUCUUCUGAUCAGUUUGCAAACGUGUAGAAGUCAGUUCACAAACGUCUAGCAGUCACUUCGCAAACGUUUUUUACAUGUCAACCUUUGUUUUAACAAAACUGUUCAGAAUACUAUAAUUAUUGGGUGUGAAAUUUCACAUUAUAAACAUUUACAUGACAACUAUACGAUGCAGAAUACUACAUUACAUGUUGUAUGCGUAAAUUAUUGGGUGUGAAAUCUCACAGCUGAUUUCAUGCUUAAGAAUAUUUCAUAAUCAAUGGACAGUGGAUGACUCACCACACUAACUACAAGUUGAUUGGAUACAAACAGACCGCCAUUUUGAAGUUGCUUUAUUUAAACCUAGUCCUUUAGGAUGAUUGUUCGUUCUACUCGUGCACACGUAUGUGGUUUGGCAUCAGCUUUGUUUCAUACAGCUCACCUCAUAGAAAGCUUGCGCGUGCUAUUGUCAUAUUAAUUAGAGUUAGUUGUCACCUGUUGAGUGGAAAACGACAAAUCAGUGGUGCCAUAUCUAAUUAACUACCAGUCACAUUGCUGUUAUUUUGAUCUGCUGCCACUGGGCACUACAGUAUAAAAAGGGCUGCGAAUUCUGUUCAUUUCAUUCAAUGUACAGAUGUACCUUCUAAGGACAGUCAUUCGACAACUAGUCACUCCGUGUCACUCUGAUUGCCCACAUGUCCCCGCAUGUAAUAAGGUAUAUUGUAAUUUAAAUGAAUCGGUUAAGUUAAUAGUAGUUGAUGCAGCUUGUUGUGUUUUUGCUCAGAAUUUGAAAUUGCCUGUAUUGUGGGGGCUGUCACUCGAACAGCCCACACUUCCCUGCGUGUAAUCCGUUUUAAUUUUAAGCAAUAAAUAUGUUUGUGUAUUACAGCAACUUUGUUUAAACAUUCCUUUAACAGCUUAGACUUGCCCACAAGUCGAGCUCAAAAUGUCCUCGAUGGCGAAACGCGAGUGGGAGAUAUUUUACCCUUUUCUGUGGUCAAAACAAGUGAUAGGGUGGGAGGUACUACUGGAACUGGAAAUGGGAAGUGAAGGACAUUGAGACUUUCAAUGUACAACACUUAACUACCAUGUUAAUAUUUCACGCCAUGGUGGCGGCGUUUUUAACUAUUCUCGGUCAUGGUAGUUUUUGACCUUCCUUCAAAGAGGCUUCUUUGUACCCCAUCUUUGCUGUGAUUCAACUUCAACAACAACAAAAACAAGAUUUUGCUCAGAUAAUUCAAAAGUGUUCACUGUGCUUGUUAAAAGUUAUCUCUAAUUUAGCCCUUGGCUUUGAAUGCAGUAAAAGUGAGACUUAAAUCACUGGUUGAAUAAUAGGUUGUACAUGUGAUUUGACUGGCAAUGGAUGUGAUGUGAACUGCUGUUGUGAUCCUGAUUGUACCAGUGCAGAUCAACAGGCAUUUACAGACUGCAAGGAUACAGAUACAAAGUAGGUUUCAUUUCCAGAUCUUUAGAGUUCUUGUUUUGUGAGACAUUGUACUUAAUAAUUACAUUGUACCUGUACCAUGUACGUAUGUAUGUAUACUUAGAUAAAGUUGUAUGGAGAAGAGAAAUAUUGUUUUAUUUAGGUCCAUCAAGGUUUUGCCUUUUUUGAGUCCAGCUAGAGGUAGUUUAUUAUGACAUAUCACAAUUGCAUGUUGCUGAAAGCCAGAAAUUUUCUUUCCUUUUUCAGUAUUACCUUUAGGUUAAACCACUCCAAAUCUAUGUUUCAGCUAGUUUUAUUGGCCUUCCUCAAGAAAAUUAAGAAAAAAAGUCAAUGUAGUCUACUGGCAUUCUUGUUCAGACCGUUGGUGACAGCCCUGGAAAAGGAAAAAAAGCAUUUUGGGCAAGUGGGCUUGGGAACAAAGUUCUUAUGGGUGCUGUUGCAGUUUUAUAUGUACAUGUAUGCACUUAGACACACCUUACAGCUGUAUGUUUGGUUUGAUCGAGUUCAAAUCUCCAUGUGAGGUUUUUUUGUACCUUGUUCACUUUUGGCUUUACCUUGCAGCCGUGAUGACCGUGUUUGCCUCUCCAAUGCAGCCCUCUUCACCUUCAGACAAAACACACAAUUUAAAACAGAAACUACUGGUUCUGGCCUCUUCUGUAUCAUCAGGGAUAACUGUAAGUUGUGAAAUAUUUCCUCAAUUAAGUGGCUCUUUCAUUACAGUUGACUCCUGAUAACCUGACCCUCGCUAACUCAAACCUCAUGCUAACUUGAACCAAAGUUGAUUUCCCCCUGGAUUUCCUUCAUACAUUUACUGUAAUUUUACCCUCGGUAACUAGAACACUUGAUAACUUGAAGUAAUUUUUGUUUGUCUUCAUGCAUUUUCUAUAUAAUUUUACCCUUGAUGAUUUGAACCAUGUUUUAAGCACAUGAUAAGUUGGAAAAAAAACAGUGUACUGAAUUCUAAAUCAUUGAAUUUAUUUUGUAAACAACAGUCUUAAUUCUUUGUUACUUUUAGGUCAACCUAGUUCAAAUUCAGUGUGGCAAUCCCUGUAUAUUUAUAGUGGAGCUCCACCCAUGCGUGGGAGCAGAGCCCCAUAGCUAAGUAAAUUUGGUUAUCUAUUCAUCCGAGAAAAUCUGCACCACAGGCUCACCAACAUAAAAUAACUCAAUCAUCAGUUAUGGAAACCCAAAUACAGCUCAAGGGUUUAUUUGGAAGGAAAUCGCAUGAACUCGUGUUACAAGUUUUUGCACUUGUGUUACAGAAGAGCUGCACUCCUUUCUCAGCCAAUCAGAAUUGAGUAAUUUUUUCGUGUAUAUUAUUACAUUGUUAAUACCAGGACAUCUGAGGGGCAACUUUGCCUUUUACACCUGGGCCCAGUUGUUCGAAGGCCGAUUAGCGCUUAACUCGGAGUUAAAUUUAACCCGGGUUUCUUAUUCUUGUGUUCUAAAGCAUUUUCUCCGAUAAUUUUCUCUGUUAUUUUUAGAGCUUCCAGUCAUCAUCUUGUAGACAAAAAAGAAAUGAAACUGAAAUGCUUUUUAAGCUUUCAAAUCUGAAUUCAAAUCUCGCACUAACCCUGGGUUGUCUUAACCCAGCUUUCAACAACUCGGCCCUGGCGUUUAUUUGGACUUGCAGCAUCAAUUUAAUUGAGAAAGUAAAUGUUUAGUAUACAACGUACUGUUCGGUAUUUAAUACAUGACCCCUGCACUACAUACCAUCAUGGGCAUGUAUUUCGACUAAACCACCUUGUUAUCUACUUUGCAAGCUCACUUGUUAUAGCAUUGAUGUGUGUCUUCUUUGCUCAAGCAAGGAGAACCUCUAUAAGUAUAUAGGAAAGGAAGACAUUAUUCACUUACUACAUACUUUGCAUCCUUGUAAACAAAUUGCAUCAGUGUCCUGUGUACAACAAUUUAAUUAAUAAACAUUUAGUUUAAGGCUGAAUUAAUUGGAUUAAGGGAGAAAACAUCGAGUGUCACUUUCAUGUAAUGAAUUUACAUGUAGGUAUUGUACAUUGAAAGUAAUAUAAUAUUAUGGUUUUCUUCAAGCACAAAUGAGAACAUGCCCAUUUUUUCUAGUUAGCUUGUUACUGAUUCAUUUACAGUGUUAAGUUGAAGUAUUCAUUCUCGUACCUGAGCGGGUACAUUGUUGCUCUCUAGGUGUCAGGGUUUUCAAUCCUUUUAUGCUUUGAUAAAUUGACGCAAGAUAACCAAUCACACUAGGUGAUAAAACUUAAAUUUUGUGUUUCACUCUGACACAGAUGGAGGACCAUAGAUUCUUAUGAAACUAACCCUUCUUUUAAUUUGUAAUCUAUCAGAUGAAUCUCGUAACUUCUAUAAUGAUGUUCAGACUGCCAGUACAAGUGAGGAAUUUUCUAAUCUCAAAAGUCAGUCAGUAUCAGCUGUGUAUGAUUAUCGCAGUGAAGGCACAGGCCAGACAACUGCCGCUUCAUCAUAUAAGGUGAUUACACUUACAUGUACAUGUAUUACUCAGACACAUAUUCAAAUUUUAGCACCAAACAAAGGGGUGUGGCUUAUAAAAGGGCUACAAGUAAUUGAUUGGGCUACUAAUUCUAUCAACAGUCUACUUCAGUGUUAAAGACACGAAAGGUGAUAUCUAAAAUUAUUUAUUGUUGGAUGGAGUUUUUGUUAUAUUCUGAAUAAUCAAGGUUGAGGUGAUCAAAUGUUUCUCUUAACUUUAAUAAAUCCUCUGGAUAUCACAAAAAAUGAAUUAUAAUCAAAUUGUUUUAGUUUAUACAAAACUAUUGCAAAAUGCAUUGUCGUUCAGAAACACAGUUUAUUACAUUUGUCCGUUUCCAAAUAGAUUAAAAAGAAUGGAAAAGUGGAGAUUGCUCUUAAAAUAUCAUGCAUUGCAUAAAUGUCACCUACAAACAUACACUGGCUCUGAUAGCCACUGAACAAGAAAAGCAGAUAGUGGGUACAGUAUGCAAAUUAAUGUAUAGUGAUGUAAGAUACUAGCCUUCACAAACAUAUUGUUACAUUUUCUGUACUUUACAUUUAUUUAGCAACAUUUUGGUAGAUAAUGUCUGUAUUAAUGAAACAGAAUAGCAAAUGCACUUGUAACAGUAACCUUUCAUGAACAGAUUGUCUCAGGAAACUUGUACAUGUAAAAAAAUUGUAUACCUGUAACAGAAAGCUAACGUAUUACAUUUACAUUAGAUCACUGGUACAGUAUACAAUGUACUUGUACUUGUAUCAUCUUGUGGUAGAUACCAAUACACUAUACAAGUACAACUGUAUCCAUUUGAAGCUUGUUUUGCAAUUCCACUAAGUAAUUCUAAAAAUGCUUUUUAUUUUCGUUUGACUAGGCCUGUCACUAAGUUUUAAAGUUGUUGUGUGUAUGCAAAAAUUAGGCAAGAAAUUGAACAGCUGCUAAGUUCUUUAUGCUCUAUUUUCCUUUUGCGUCUUUUCAAAUUAGUAGCUGGUUGUGCUCUUGGGUAAAACCCAGCCCCUGGCACUUACAUGUAGUGAAAGCCCUUCCUUCAUCCCCUUUGGACUACAGUAACUAUGUCUUGUUGGUGAACGUCUUUUCAUUAAUUUCAGGUGGGUGAUCCAGUGCUUCUUUUGUUUAACAAUGGUGCAAGAGGAUUCCUAUCUUUUCCCAAGCCACUGUUUGGAAGUGAAUGUAAUGAUAACAAUCCCGCAGGUGUGUACAGAGUUAUUCCUUUUGUUGUAAACACCAUUUCUCAUUAAUAAUAACUACAUGUAUAAUCAGAUAUUGAGGAAUGCAGUGCUUUAAAAUACAGUUGUAUAUUGUACCAGCGGAGCUUGAAAAAAAAUAAAAUAGAAUAAAUUCUAGCACUUCCUCUGUGUAAGUAGCUCUCACAUUUUGCAUGCCUGGGGCAACCACUUUCUUUUUUUAGUUAACCCUUUAAACCCUAAGAUCAAAAUUUGAAUUCCCAUUUGUUGCCCCUAUUCAUUUCCUACAGAAGUAUAGUGGCAAGAAGUUGAUAAAAUAUCAAUCAAAUUCAUCUUGUGUGACCAUGUCUGUAAUUGUCAUGGCCACUCUGUUUUACAGAGCAUAGAUAUUACAAGGAGAAAUUUGAUGCUGAUCACUAUUAGGGCUUUUAAUGAUUUAAAUGGAGCAUGACUUGCCUGGACCCUCUCCCGUCGAGCAAGUAACCUUUUAAAGUUACUUGCCCAGCAAGAAAAUUUUUCAAGCCCUGACCAGCAGGUGGUGAAGAUUGAUCUUUCAUUAUCACUGACAGGAGUGUAAACCUUUUCAUAGGGCUCUCAACUGCUGUUUAAUAGACCUAUUCACCAUUUUUGUCAACCCUUGACAUAGACAAGUACAGGAAAAUCUGUUGGCAUCACUGAAAAGAGCCUCUUAAAAUUAGUAAAAUCGCCAAGUUUGAAAGUGAUUUGUUGAAAGCUAAUAAAGAUACAGCUCCUCGAAGUUGCAAAAUUUUACAGACAUUUGUACAUGUAUGGCUGAUUUAUUUGUCAGGAUAUCGCAAGGACAAUAGCACAGAAUGUACUAGAACCAUUCCAGAGCUUUCCUCAGCUUGUGAGACACUUCCAACAAUCAGUGCUAGAAGCUAUUAUGAAGGAUUCACGGUGGCAAAGGUACAGUUACUGAACACGUGUGUGACUGACUUUAGAAGGAAAGAAUUAUUUUAGCUUUCUAGCACACUGGUCCGUAUCAUACAGCUGGAAGGUUGUUUUUCAGUUUGAUGGUUUUGUGGUUCAUUCAUGGGCUGCCAAUAAGAGCAAAGCUGUGAUUGGAGGAGUCACUGUACCAUAAAUGUGGCACAAGAAACUUCGAGAAAAUAGAAGCUGAAAACUGAUGGUCACAAUAUGGGGAAAGGAAUGUGGUUUGACUCUCGCAGCUGACUAAAAAAGUUAAAUUUAGUUGUUUAUGUGUAGUGGUAGUGCAGUGAUACAUGUGAAUACAUUUCUUAAAAACUUCACUGAGUUUAAUUGGCCAAUAGCCCUUUUUCCGAUACGGCGGCCACAUUGAGUUAAUUCGAUUUAAGGAGUAGUAUAGGAUGCCCAGGGGGCAUGAGCACAUUAUUUUCGUUUGUAUUUUUGAGCGCUUUUCGGGACAUUUUUUCUUAAAGUUUUCUUAGAAUAAGAUUGUAAUGGGAAGAAAUAUGUCAUAAUGGUCGCCUUUUUCCUGAGAAACAUACAGUAAAAGACCAUAUUUCUAAUACUAAACUAGAAAAAGGGGAUCAUCAUUACAUCAACACAUGGCAAUGGAAUUAAUUCAAUAUGGCCACUGUAUUGGUACAAAGGUCUAUUGCUUUUUUAUGUUAUUGUGUUUGUUCAUUUAGGUCAGAAUUAUGUGUCGCAAACUUGUGUAGCUAGUCUAUAAAAUCCUAAAUUAGGAAGUUAUAUAUGCUGUAAUAAUGUUAUAAUGAAUAUAUGGAACAUUGUUAAGUUCUAUUAAGCUCAGUAUUAUCAUUUGUUCUUAUUCAUACAGAAUCCUGGAGUUCUAAACAAUAAUUCAACCAAUAAUUCAACCAGUAAUUCAAGUUCCUCUGCCAGCACUCCUGAUUUUGUACCUGUGGUACUCAAACAGCCAUUAAAGUGUACAACAUACCUUGGUAUACCUCGUGACUGUCCAUUCAGUGUGCCUCCCUACCCCACCUACAAUGCAGAUAAUAAGACCUGCAAUAAUGUGGCGUUGGAGGUGAGGAGAAUGUCACAACAAAUUUUAAUUCACUUUACAAGUGUUCAUAUUAUGAUUCAUUUUCUUCUUUUGUUCUGGCUUUGUAAUCAUGAUUAAUGGUGAAUAAUAAUAUACACUAUGCCACUGUGGUCCUGAUUUUCUGGAAAUACUUUAUGAAAAGAGAUCAGAACUGUUUCCUGAUUCCAGGACCAGGGGCCAGUUUGUUGUGAUGUUGGCUUUUAUGCAAAUCGCCUCAAAUUUCUUUCUUAUCACGGAAAGUAAGUAGGAACAAACAGUACUACAGUUGUAGAUAUAAUAUUACAUACAAUUACAGUGGAACCCCGCCUUACAGCCACCUCAGAAAUAAGGUCACCUUGUUAGUAGGGCCAAGCUGUUUUGGCAACAUGGCAAAACAGUCAUACAUUUUCUUAUAUAAAAACCCUUGUUAAUAAGGUCACCCGUUAAUAUGGCCAAUUUUUUUUUGCCCAUUGGUUAUGGUAUUUACGGGAACCACUGUAUUGGCUCUUUGACCUUCUUAAUUUAAGUUCAAUAAUAUUUGCAUGUAAGACCACAUGAACACUAACGUGCUCAUGGCAGGUGGGGUAUACAUGUUAUGAGGCUUAAGUGCAAAGAAAGUAGUGUCUUAUAGCCCGGGGCUAGUGGAUUUUACUAUCAGGCUAGUGAAUUCUGUUCUUAACUUAAAUGCUCAACUAGCCAGUGAAGUUUUUUGGGGCAGAAUUCAAAUUACAUAAUAACUGUUAUCAAAUGCUGCUCAUCAAAAAAAGUUUUCAGGCUGAUAAAAAUAACUGUUGGGCUAGUACACUAGCGACAGUUUACACUGUACUUGAAUGGCAAGCUGUAAAAUUGAUUUAAAUUAUUUAAACCCUGAGGUUGCAGCUAUGUCUAUAUUUGUUAAUAUACUGUCUAGUGGCUUUUUACAGUCAGUUGUUGGCUUGCCUCUACUAACAGGUGUCUGUGUUGUUUUGAAGGUGUUGUACACAGUGCAGUAUUCGAAUAGUUCCACUGAUAUUGUGGCUGUCAUGGUAGAGUUUGUACUGGGGAGUGUCACAUCAGAAAUGGGACUGGAUCUGAGGCAGAAAGUGUCCAUCAGUUUUUCAAAGGUAUGAAUUGUUGAUAAUAAUAGUGUUCAUUGUGACUGGUCAAUGACAGAUCCAGACCUUCGGAUAAGGAAGGGGGGGGGGGGGUCAUGCACACCCUGAGAUAAGGAGGGGGGACCAGGGUCCCUGGGCCCCUCCCCUGGAUCUGCCACUGUUGGUAUAGUACAGUCAAACCUGUAUGAAGUGGACACUCUUUGGGGAACGGCUUCUGCUUACUUGCCACUUAAUACAGGUUUAACAAAUCAAGGAGUUAAUUUAGAAACCAAGGAAAUAUCAGUCGUCUGUAAUAUUAAAUUCCACAGAGUUUUAAUACCUUUCAGGAGUAGUGUUAGCCAAGAGUUUCUCAACAUAAGGCUGCAAAAGUGCUAUUUUACUCACAGCAAAUAACACUACUAAAACAACUAAAAAAACAGAACUUAAGUCGAAUGCUGUAUGGUAAAAAUCUUAGCAAUACUGGCCACUCUUUGGGGAACGGCUUCUGGUUACUUGCCACUUAAUACAGGUUUAACAAACCAAGGAGUUAAUUUAGAAAAUGAAGGUGGUGACAAAGCAAAAAUUUAUAUCCAUCACACAACAAAUUGACCUCAAAGGGUUUCUACCUCUCAAUGCCAUUCACAUUAUAAUUAUCUAUUGCACUAGUGUGGUACAUCUGUUCAUCUAAUAGAGGUUAAGACAAAAGCAUCAACUCUAAAAUUCAAAAAGGUGGUUGAUUCAGCUUAUCAAACACAAACCAAAAAUGUUGUUUUGUUACCUUGUUCAUAGGCUGGUAGUACAGACACUACAUUUCAGCGAUCAGGGAACCCCGGCUAUAUCAUUGGUCAACCUCUUGUUGCAGGGAAACUUGUCACAGUCGACAACAAGUAUCUUUUUGUAAGGUCAAUAUAAGUGAGCAUAAUGUGCCACCUUUAAGGUGGCUCCAUACAGUUUUUCAGAGUCAUAAACAAAAAUUUGAAAAAAUUGCCACCACAGUUGUACUAGAUAAAGAUGAAAAUUUGUUAUGAUCAUGGUUGCAAUGUCAUCGAAGUUGUCAUAGUAACAAUAUGACACCAUUGCCUAUUUUACUUUCAGUAGUAUUUCUUGACACUGGAAACUCUUGAUCCAAAAUUGUUCACGGGAGUUUGACCCUGAAAAACUGUAUUGAGCCACCUUAACUGUGUUUUCAUGUAAGGCACUCACUGGCCUCAAAAUUGUGAGCAGGUCAAUUGGUGCUGUAUUGGCUACAUAUGUAUAUGUUCUUUCUCCCCCACUCCCUGUUUUCACCUCUGUUAUCCAUUUACCUUGUGGUGGAUUGGCCUCACUCCUGAAGGGGCACAGUUUCCCAAGCUAAGUACACAUGUUGUUGGAUUUUUCUUGACUUUGUUGUUAGAGAUGCAAUCUUUCUCAGUAGUGAUCGUAAUACUUGGCUUACCAUCAUUAACCCAUCAGCGAGUGGAGCCUGCAAUAACUCCACUCUUCGCACCUCAGUAACAUUUGGAGUUGACAUGCGCACUGGUUGCUCUAUCAGGUAAGAAAUAAUAUCAUCUGGAAGCCUGAUAAUCCGUUGAGAAUUGUGUGAAGCAAUAGUAAUGGAUGUCUUACUGGGACCUCAACAGUACAAAAAACCUGGUGGCACUUUUGCAACUUGCAUUGAUGACUUUUACAGUGUUAAAAAUUGCCCAUAUUUCCUACAUGGAAACGUCCACUGACAGUUAAUAAUAAUUACAUGUACAUGCUUUGGAAAUUCUAAUUGUCAAGGGGGUUAUACAAGGCUAAAAGAUAAAUCAUGUUUAUAUAUGGGAGAGAUCUUUUUUUGCUGAGUGACACAGGCAGCUCAGAAGACUCCCAACAGGAGUCUAAGUUUUCAUGAGCUGAACCUAUUUCGAAUUAAGGCCGACCCAAAUUAUUUAGACUGGGUGAAUUGAUUCAGACGCCGUUCUUUCAUUGCAGCUGAACUAAGUUCAAAAGGCCAAAAAUGCUCAUUUCAGUCAAACUGCUUAUAUAUCUGCAUAUAUGCUGUAUGUAAAGAUAGAAAUGUAAUGGUGAAUUUUUGCCCUGGUGAAUAUAUGAGAAAGAUGUGAUUGCUAAAACAGUCGCAUGUCAAAAUCGAGAAUGUCUACAGUUUGGUUAAUAUAGCUCACUGUUUAUAAGAAGUAAAAACAUGAUUUGUCUUUAUCAGCCUAUAUUCACUAAGGGGAAAGUUUGGUAAAGGUGUGAACACUUUAUUGAGUUCACCUUUGGUACAUUAAUUUAUAGUCUGUUCAUAUUUUAAAAUCGAUUGGUCAUAUUAAUUAAUUAUAUGUUCUAUAAGUUAUAUAGUUAGUAGUAUGUUGUCAGACUAGUCAGUAAGUUAUAGAUGCAGGCCUCCAUUUAAACCACCAUAGAAGGAAUAUACCAAUUUUUAGAAUUCAUACCUGCCUCCAAGGUUUGGGGGAUUAAGACAAAAGAAAUCACAUGUUAGUUCAGGGAUGAAAAAUACAUUUCUUUUGUUUUAUUCCCCCAAGGCAUGGAACCAAUUAUGAAUUUUGAUGUCUGUCAGACCUGCUCAUAGAAAUAAAUAAAUAGGUUAAUAGAUAUGAAUAAAUAUGGUUUCAGCUGACUUUUUUAAUGUGGAAAUGAGGCUCGUUUUAUUGAUAGUAUAUUAUAUGUUUUACUCUCUGCUUGUUAACCAAGAGUGAGUUAAUUACAGGGAAAUGUCGGACCGAGACCUUGAUGCAUUGACUGAGUGAUAGCAAGAUAAAUACAUCAAGGCCGAGGUCUGAGUAUCCCUGUAAUGGCGGAACAGACGAGGUUAAGAAGUUAUUUAUUAUAUGGCCUUUUCAUUAUGGACCUGAGCCUGUGAUCAAUUAAAACCAAUAACUGGUCAGUAGAUAACUUAAAAAAAACACGCCACCUCAAUGAAUUGUACACUUAAGCAUGCGUUACAGUCAGGUGACACUGGUCAGCUGAUGCCCUCUUUGACAGCUGUUAACUGACCAUAACAUGGAUAUCCUUUAUCAAGUUAAACAGAUUGUAUAUGCGUUGGACACUUUGCCAGUAAUGCCCGGUCAUUACAAGAAAACAGCCAAUCAGAGUGCAUGUACUAUUGUAGCCAUAGAACAAUCGGCCAUAAUAUUUCUGACAUGAUUUAAUAACUUUAGCAGUUUUAAGCUGCUAAAUUAAUUAAAUUAUGUUAGUAAUAUUAUACUGGUCCUCUUGAUGCAUCAUAAAAAGACAACAGGUGUUGUAAUCACUGAAAGCAUCUCGGUAAUUAACAGUUCAAGCUGUUUGUUAUUUCAAGUGUGGUUUUUUUUUCUUUCAAAGAAAGGCCCUCCUGAACUUAUUUUCUUUUGCCUGACCAAAGUAAUAAUAAUAUUUCUGACAUAAUUUAAUAACUUUAACAGUUUUAAGCUGUUAAACUAAUUAAAUUAUGUUAGUCAUAUUAUGCUGGUCCUCUUGCUGCCUCAUGAGAAGGCAACAGGUGUUGUAAUCACUGUAAGCAUCUCGUUAAUUAACAGUUCAAACUGUUUUUUAAUUCAAGUGUAGUUUUUUUCUUUUGAAGAAAGGCUAUGCUGAACUUAUUUACUUUCGCCUGACCAAGGCAAUAAUAAUAUUACUGACAUGAUUUAAUAAUUUUAACAGUUUUAAGCUAAUAAAAUUAUUAAAUUAUGUUAGUAAUUUUAUACUGGUCCUCUUGAUACCUAUCCUGAACUUAUUUUCUUUCGCCUCACCAAAGUUUCAGUACCAAGCUUUGUUUAUAAGCAAAAUUCUUUUCAUUCCUUUUCAAUUCCGAGAGGUUACUUCAAUAGACUAAAUUUCACUGUAAGGCUGCGUGCAAACGGACGCAACAUCGUUGACCAACAACUCCCAGCAUUGUUGGAUGUUACAUGUUGCGUCCCUUUGCACACCCUGUUGCAUGUUGUUGCGCAAAGUUUGAAACCGGUAAAACUUUUAGCCCCGUGCAAACGGACGCAACAACUCCCAACAUUGUUGGGACAUGUGGGGCCCGUUUGCACGUAGCCUAAGAGUGCUAAUGUGAGUAAUUUACUUGUUCAUCAUCAUUAGAAUGCGGUCGGCGAUGAUGAUGACCGCGUCUUUUGAAGCUCUGUAGUUUUGUGUCAAUCUUGUUAAUGGGCCAUAAUUAGUUGUACUAUACUGUGCGCUUCUCCAUUCAUAAUUUCUUUGCUAACCUUAUGUACAUGUAGUUUUUUGUCUAAACACCUUGUAUUAAUAUUGUACCACUGAUGCACUCUAUUUUUUUUAUAGAAUGGAGGAAAAAGAAAUAAAAGUACAAAUAGAAAUGUUUAACCAGGAUGAUAACCGGCUAAUGUUAGGUCCAUAUUGUAAUUUUGUAUGAGUGUUUUCAGUGUACACAUGUUCUUCUUUUUUAUCAAGUUUCCCGCAGACCUUGGACGGAUCGCAGUGUAAAAAGCUCCAAGAGAUAGUGCUUAACAUAAUGUCAGGUGAUCUACCCACUUACGUGGCAUCCUUUGGUAACUCCGAUGUAAACAGUGUGGGUGACUGGGUCAAAAUUCUUAAUUCAAAACCAGCAAAUGAGGUAAAUAAAUACCGGGUAUUUGAUGCUGAGUGUUAUUUUCNUAUGAGUGUUUUCAGUGUACAAAUGUGCUUCUUUUUUAUCAAGUUUCCCACAGACCUUGGACAGAUCGCAGUGUAAAAAGCUCCAAGAGAUAGUGCUUAACAUAAUGUCAGGUGAUCUACCCACUUACGUGGCAUCCUUUGGUAACUCCGAUGUAAACAGUGUGGGUGACUGGGUCAAAAUUCUUAAUUCAAAACCAGCAAAUGAGGUAAAUAAAUACCGGGUAUUUGAUGCUGAGUGUUAUUUUCUCCUGAGUGAAUGAGUAAACGACUUUUAUAAGGUAACUUUACGACCGAAAUAUUUUUCACCUUACAAGAUAUAUUUUUGAACCGAGGCAGAUUUAGACCAGUCGAAAGGUCGUGGGCUCGAUUCCCGGAGGCGGACCAAUGCUUAGGGUCUUCAAUUAACUGAGAAAUAAAGGCACUGCCUUUGUCCUGCAAAACGAAAAUUAACUGAGAAAUGAAGGCAGUAAAUAAAGGCACUGCCUUUGCCCUGCAAAACGGCUACACCUUCGCGUAGCUCAGAUCGAUAGAGAUAGGAUUCCCGUCUGCAUUACGAGACGUGAUAAAACUUACUUUCUUGCUAUGUACAAUUGAAACUGCUAUUUACAUUGAAACUUAAAUAAUGUUUUUGGUUUUUUAAAUUAUUUGAUUGAUUUUGCUUCGAAUACUCGGUCUUGAGUUUUUGGUCAUUUUGUUUGAAAUUUAGGUUGAUUUUAAUAAUUUCUUUCUUUGAUAGGCUGAAGAAGGAAAUGGCGGCUGUCGGAAUAUGAUACUUGGACUUCACAUUGAAGUUUUGUUCGCUAAUUUUGGUUUCCUGGCUAACCCUCAACCAAAGGUAAUGAACGCUUUUUUUCCUUGGUCUUUUUGUUUCUUGGUGUAUAUCAUUUUCUUUUGUGCUGUGUUUGGUUUCUGCUUGGUUAAUCUUCCUUUUGGUUUCUUAAUGUAAGUUUGAAUCGGUCGUCUUGUUUCCAUCCACCAAACUGACAUUUUCCUCUCAGUGGCUCUCACAAGACAUUUUACUUUUCUUACAUGAAAUUUCUCUGUCUCUUGAAAUUUCUGUUCAUGAAAGUCUAAGUCACUUCAAUUUUUAAGGGAAAAAAGUUCAGGAUGGCACGAGUAGGAUUCGAUCUCGGAGCAUCGUCUCUCAGCAGUGCAUCACUUUAACCCCUACAGCACCGAGGAUAUGCUGACAAUAAAUGGUUUGAUUUGAAUGUAUAUAGCAACAACCCUAACCCUAACCCUUACUUUGCGUACGAAUCAUUAAUCUGUCAAUGUCAUUUUGGCGGAUGGAAAUAAGUGUUGACCGUUUGAAUCGGAGUGUAACUUUAUGCCAUUAUACAACACAAUAGACGGGCCCAUUCCUGAGGCCUAAAGUUAGAUGGAUGUAAAGGACUAUUUGAUACAGUUGAACUUCUUUACAAACGGCCACCUUGGGGACAGAAGAAAGUGACCGGUGUAGAGAGGUUUUAAAUAAGAGUCAAUGUAUGAUUUUUUUGUCCGCCGGGACGAAAAACAGUGGCCGUUGUAGAGCGUUGGCCGUUAGCGGAGGUUCGACUAAACAAGGGGAGCAAGGGUGGCGCAGUGGUGAGAGCACUCGCCUCCCACCAAUGUAGCCCGGGUUCAACUCCCGGCGUCGACGCCAUAUGUGGGUUGAGUUUGUUGUUCGUUCUCUCUCUUGCUCUGAGAGGUUUUUCUCCGAGUACUCCGGUUUUCCCCUCUCCUCAAAAACCAACAUUUCCAAAUUCCAAUUCGACCAGGAAUCAGGUAGACGAAGAACCACUAUGUGGAUGUGCUACCUGCAAAUCGUUAUUUAUUUGUUUACUUAUUUUUACUUAUAAUCAUCAUCGUCAUCGUCGUCAUAUUCAUCAUCAUCUUACGGCCCUUUAUUACUUCUUUCAGACAAACCCGUUCGCUGUGCUGCCAUAUACUUACCUUAUCCUUUUUCUGUUGUGCUAUUCUUGCUAAUGUAAAGGGUAUCUUUGCUUUACGUGAUUUUCAGAUUGUCGGAGUCAUGUUUAAGUAUGACGAUCCUAAAGAUGUUCCAUACCAGGUAAGUGAAAGUAGCCAAAUUUUAAUUCACCUAGUACUGGAAACGUUGCAGUUUCCGCAAUCACUUAUGGACUCUUUAUUCGACCUGUAACAAGUUACGCAUAAGCUACCCGUUAAGAUUCUACGCGUUUCUGUCAUGCACUACGCUAAUUUCACGACCAAUAAAGUACUUGGAAUCCAGUCUUCAAAUUAUCGAUAGACAUGAGAAGUCCUUUGAAAAGCAGCAUCUCCAUGAUGAAUUUUCAGGGAGAACUGCUUUACGCAACGGGAACCGGCUGUGAUUCUAGAUCUGAGGCUGGCUUGUGUUUCAGUCGCGGUAAUCCCUUUAAAAGCCACGUAUUGUGCGUGUAGCUCUCCUAGAGACGCAUAUUAGGAGACAGUUCCCACAGUUUAAUGUGACCUUUACGUUGCAUUUCAGUGUGGAGGCGUUCAGUGCCAACCGGGAAGCUCCUCUGUGGAGCAAAAGGUUGAAGUCAUCACAUCCGUGGGAUUUGUAGACGUAUCUGACAAACCUCAAGCUCAGAUAAAACCUCGACCAACAUUUGAGGCCAAAGCGUCGUCGGAUUUUUUCUUUCCUUUUCUUUAG
Porites evermanni is the source of this 15635-nucleotide messenger RNA. The record is from the annotation of a GenBank genome assembly. Lineage: Eukaryota; Metazoa; Cnidaria; Anthozoa; Scleractinia; Poritidae.